GAGGCAGAACGAGUUUCGCCCUGUUUUGUAGGUAGUAGAGGACACGCUUUUCAAGUUGUGCUUCCACAGUUCUGGAUACAGGGUGUACCCACGCGUCACAAAUCUCCCAGAUGAUCCCCUUCUCUUUCAAAACAUCGUGGGGGAAAAACUAGGAUGUAAUGGAUAAAGAGGUAGAAAAUGGGCCGCCGCAAGUCGAAGAGAAAGCCCCCUCCCAAGAAAAAGAUGACUGGAAACCUGGACACUCAGUUCACCUGCCCCUUCUGCAACCACGAGAAGUCCUGUGACGUGAAAAUGGAACGAAGUAGAAACACCGGGAUCAUAUCCUGUACAGUUUGUUUAGAAGAGUUCCAGACCCCUAUAACCUAUCUCUCGGAACCUGUGGAUGUGUACAGCGAUUGGAUAGACGCCUGCGAAGCAGCCAAUCAGUAGCAGGCCCUGGACGAGGGGGUGUGUCCUGAAAAAAGGAACUGUUGCAGAGCUCUGAAUUUCAGUCUGGGAGAGAGAUUCACAGAUGAUUAUAAAACUGAACUUGUCAACUGGGGUUAAUAACUUGCCCCUGACCUUCAGUUGUUACUGUAAAUUCCGCUCUUGCCUGUGGCUCUGCAGGACUGGAUUCAGCCAGUAGCGAACUAAAAAGAGUUUUGAGGAAACCAUGGCUUAACAGCCAUUUACUGUAGGCAAGCCUUGCAAUUUAGAAUGUUUUUACAAAGUUCAAAUUCUAUAUUUUCUGUAAAUGAGGUGCUUUUGAUUUUUGGUAAUUCCAUAAAAUCAGCCAAAUUGUGUAAUCAUUAGUUUCUCUUAAGUCUUAAACAAAAUGCAUUACUUUUACUUUUCUUUUGUAUCUCUGAAUUACCUGUGAGUGAAUGGUCCAUUUUCAUUUUUUUAAAGAUGCCUUUUGUCUAGAGAGGCUCAUGCAGACUCAUUGGUGGCAUUUACCAUUACCAUCAACUUAAGUACAGAAAGUGAAAUAUGAGUUUUCUUUGUGUGAUAAACAGAUGUUGAAUAAAUUAUCUUCGCAAUAUGAAACAACUGAUUGUCAGAUCAUGAUGUAGAAUAGUCUUGUACCCAGUGCUUUUGUAUACACGAAUGAUCAGCGCUGCUGGACUGUAAUGUUAAACUGUGGAAGCAAAUCUAGGACUAUUCUGAAUUUAAAAACCCACAGCUGAUUUUGUACAGAAAUUACGUGAUUAAAGGGGAUUGGAGUUUUUAGUUUA
This is a messenger RNA of Lepisosteus oculatus (spotted gar), 1214 nucleotides long. RefSeq names its product elongation factor 1 (gene elof1). The record is from RefSeq and is a predicted model, not a curated record. Gene Ontology annotation, cellular component: transcription elongation factor complex. Gene Ontology annotation, molecular function: RNA polymerase II complex binding. Gene Ontology annotation, biological process: transcription elongation by RNA polymerase II. Lineage: Eukaryota; Metazoa; Chordata; Actinopteri; Semionotiformes; Lepisosteidae.